AGUUUGCAUUCAUUUCGAGGUUAUAUCUGGAAAAUUGAACAAAAUGGGAAAUCGAAGGGGAAUAAAGAAGGCUCCAUUCACCGCUGGACAGUUCGUGUUCGGAAAACAUUUUAAGCGAUACGGAAAAGUGCACGAUCGGAACUCCAAUGUCUGCCGAUCGUUCCAAGAAGCUAUGUCGGAAAUACAGAAGGCUGUGUCGCAGCCCAGCUCGGAUGUUGGCUACUUAAAUAUGGUGGCUCACCUAGAGGAAGACUGUGGACAGUCGGACUCCGACUCGGACUCGGACGCGGGUACUUUGGAUUUGAGAGGCGCCGAACUUAAGGAGAAAUGUGUACCCUUUCGUCACAUAGUCGCCGACAGCGACACGGACACAGAAACGUCUUCAGAACCAAAAAAAACUCUAAAUUCACAAUAAUAUUAUGCUAAAAUUCGUAUUUUUUCGGUGUGAAGUAAUUUUAACCUCAAAUUUGUUCAACGAAUAUGUAUGGUUAUCAAAUAAG
Molecule: messenger RNA, 500 nt
Organism: Drosophila persimilis
Lineage: Eukaryota; Metazoa; Arthropoda; Insecta; Diptera; Drosophilidae
Exons: 2
Coding region: 44-415 (123 amino acids)
Source: RefSeq, a predicted model, not a curated record